CUGCAGGAAUAUGUGAAAUAUACAAUAAAAGAGUUGGAAUCGUACACAAAACAAGAAGGUUCAUGUGUGCGAAAAGUGAAUUCCAAACUGCAUGUAUCACUGGGCCCAUAUUGCUUGGCUGAUUUCAAACAUGCGCUCAGUGCUCAUAUUAUGCGUAGAAAAGUUGGGUACUAUGAUGCUAGUCUUGAGGGCAUUGUGCUCGACAUAAAGAAUAUUAAAGUAUUGGGCUCGGCGGGAGCACUUCGCUCAGAUGAUCCACGUAUACAUGUUGAUGUUAAUGCCGAUUGCUAUGUGUUCCGCCCUGCAUCUGGGGCGAUACUGAACGGCGUGGUGAAGCACGUUGGUAACCAUCAUAUUGGCGUCAUCAUUUAUAGAGUAUUCAACGUGAGCAUUAGAUUUGCAGGAAAAAUUAACAAGGAAGAGUUUAAAAUGGAUGAUACGUUGCAAUUCCGUAUUAAAAAGUUUAACCUGCAGAAUGUAUUUCCUUACAUCGAAGGUGAUCUUGUGACGGCUAGUGGACAUAAACUCAUGGAUAAGUUUAUUAAAGUUGAACCAGAAAGCGCUGAUAGCAACAUGGACUCAGGCAUAGAAGAGCGCGAAAAUCACGAGCUGGAUGAACUUGUCACAUUGAUUAAAGAAGAGUGUGUAUCUGAAGGUGAAGUGAGUUCGAGGUCAAAGAAGAUAAAUGAAAAAACUCCUAUUGCAAAACGACAACAAAAAGCUAGCGCCAGCGGGGUAUCAUUUAGUGCUACGCUGCCGAUUAAGAAAGAACUAAGAAGCGCCGAAAAAAAGAAACACAAAAAUUCCGUUAAAGAAGAAUUGAAUAGCUCGCAAACCAAGAAACGAAAAACCACUAGUGAAGUAUCAUACAUUGAAAACCUGCCGAUUAAGACAGAACCAACAGACUCCGAAAAAAAGAAACGCAAAAAUUCCGGUAAUGAAGAAUUGAAUAGUUCGCAAACUGAAAAGCAAGCUGAAAAGGCUAUUAGUAAAAGUAAAAAGCAUAAAGUAACUAGCGAAGCACUGAUUGCGACACAGAUCAAAGCAGAGGUUGAGGAGCAACCGCUCACAUCGCCCACGAAAAAGCGAAAAAGUCUAAAUCGAUAAGUAUAGAAGUUUCGAUCUUACCUUGGUUGGGAGUAAAGGAAUUACUUACAUAUGCUUAUUGCGACUAUGGACUUUAAAUGUUUUAACAUAAGAAGCGUUAGAAAGGGUAUUCGAUUUGUUUCUGAAGUUCAAUGUUAAGAUGGAUGCUGAAAGUUCGGCGAACCUAUUUACACAGUUUUAAAUAUAAAUUACUAUUUUCUAACAGCCGUACCUACCUAAGCAAAAGCGUUAAGGGGUGCGUUUUCUGCCGCCUACCUUUCUUUAACGCUUAAUUGUAAUACGUAAACAAAAGCGGCAACGCCACGUCAAAUGUACAAAUAACAGCAAACAACAUACAUAAGUUUGUGUGUAAGAAAUGCAAAAAUUACGGUUUUGUCGUUUUCUGCAGUCAACUUCACUUCAUAAAGGCCAAUCUAAAUCGGAUUUUCCAACCUCAUACAAAUUGUAUGAACACGAGACAUUUUUGACAGCUAGACAACGCUGACGCUUAUAUUUAGGUAUGGUUUUAACUUUGAUUUUCAAGUUUAUAUAGAAUAUGUACAUAUAUAGUCUUACUCACAAAAGUAGGAGGAUGUUUUUUUUUUUUUGUUAAUAUUUGCAACGUUUUACAUGCAUUUUUUUUUUGUUAAUUUUGUAUCAAAAUAUGGCUUUUAUUAAAUACAAGAAUGAAACUUGUACGAAAAUUAAGACAAAUUAGCAAAGUUUCAGCACAAUCGCAAACGUUUUAAUAACAAUUUCUAAAAAAAUUCAGAUAUGCAAUUAAAUUUCAGUAUAAUAGUGUGCCCAUUAAAUUUGUGAGAAUUUUUUUGCUGACUGUCCUACGCUUUCUUUUGCCUAAUACAUAAAGUAUUUUCAGAUUUUUGGUUUAUAUGAAAAAAAAUCGUAGGAAAUUUGUUUUUUUUUUGUUUUUAAUUCUAAUUAAAAAUUUUGCGAUUUUGCUGAAACGUUUCAGAUCUUUCUUAAUUUUCGUACACAAAUUCAUUGUUGGAUUUAAAUAAGGUUCGCUAAAAUAUAAGCCAUAUUAAAAAAAAAAAUUUAGCGUGUAAAACAUUACGAAUAUGUAUUAACAAAAAAAAA
Messenger RNA from Rhagoletis pomonella (apple maggot), 2184 nucleotides. It is a transcript of the gene Polr1F, whose product is annotated as DNA-directed RNA polymerase I subunit RPA43. The record is from RefSeq and is a predicted model, not a curated record. Gene Ontology annotation, biological process: DNA-templated transcription initiation. Lineage: Eukaryota; Metazoa; Arthropoda; Insecta; Diptera; Tephritidae. Gene Ontology annotation, cellular component: RNA polymerase I complex.